AUGUUCCUGGCAGAUACGCUUAGCCGUGCGUUCUUGAAGGAAACCAAUGAGGAUCUAAUUCCGGAUCUAACUGUCAAUGAAGUUCAUCUGCUACAGUAUCUUCCUGUGUCUCCGGAAAAGUACAGAAAGUUUCAACAAACGACAGCAGAAGAUGAAGAACUUAAGGUGUUACAAGACAUUGUUCUGAAAGGGUGGCCAGACACCAAGGAACAAGUGCCAGUGUCUGCUCGUCAUUAUUGGUCAUGUCGUGAUGAAAUUUCGUCUGUAGAUGGUCUACUCUUCAAGAACCAUAAGCUGGUUGUUCCAAAGCCAAUGCGCAAGGAAAUGCUGAAAACUAUACAUAACUCUCACAUGGGAAUUGUGAAAUGUAAGAGUAGAGCCCGAGAAGUUAUGUACUGGCCAGGAAUGUCAACAGAAGUUGAGGAAACUGUUGCGAAAUGUUCGACGUGUGCUCAACAUCUCGCGAGAAACCCAAAGGAACCACUAACAGAAACAGAAAUACCUGACCGUCCGUGGUCAGUAGUAUCAGCCGACAUCUUUGAGUUCAAAGGUCACAACUACAUGGUAACCGUUGACAACUUCUCCAAGUGGCCUGAAGUCGCUAAGCUUGAUAACCUCAGUAGUAACAACACAAUACACUACUUGAAGAGUCAGUUUUCAAGGAAUGGCAUUGUAGACAAGCUUAUCACAGAUAACGGUCCACAAUUCUCGAGUGAUGCAUUCGCCACAUUCGCGAAGGAAUACGGCUUCAUACAUCCGACGUCAUCUCCGCACUAUGCACAGUCCAAUGGACAAGCGGAAAGGAUAGUGCAGACAGUGAAAAACCUUAUCAAAAAGGCAUCUGAUCCGUAUUUGGCUUUACUUGCAUAUAGAAACACUACUAUGGAGGAAAUUGGACUUUCCCCUGCUCAGAUGUUUUAUGGAAGGCGUCUUAAAACAGAUCUCCCUACAACCUACCCAUUACUCACAUCUCAGGAGGUCUCAAACGGACAGGAAAUCAAGAAACGGCUUAAACUCAGACAGUCGAAACAUAAAAUGUUCUUUGAUCGACAUAGUGGUCCAGAGUUGAAACCACUAAACACUGGUGACAAAGUUAUUAUGAACCACAACAAUUCCUGGAUUCCUGCAACGGUGUCUGGAAAACACAAAAAUCCAAAAUCGUACAUCUUGGAAAACUCCAAUGGCCGGAAAUACCGUCGGAACCGGAAACAUAUCAGACCAACAAAAGCAGACAUUCAGAUUCGAACCGAGGAACCGUCUAUGGAGCCACCUCCACUAACAACAUUCGACACUCCAGAAAAGGCUUCAACAGAAACUGUGUUGGUGGAUAAACCAAACUCUGUGAGACAGAGUUCUGAACAACUGAUUUCUCCAAAACCUAACUUUGAACCAUCACUUCAAAAAUGUACAAGAUCUGGAAGGGUUGUGGUGCCCCCAAGAAAACUCUGUGACUAUGUGUCGUGA
Ylistrum balloti is the source of this 1464-nucleotide messenger RNA. RefSeq lists its product as uncharacterized. Gene Ontology annotation, molecular function: nucleic acid binding. Gene Ontology annotation, biological process: DNA integration. NCBI's taxonomy places the organism in Eukaryota, Metazoa, Mollusca, Bivalvia, Pectinida, Pectinidae. The record is from RefSeq and is a predicted model, not a curated record. The coding region runs from base 1 to 1464 and encodes 487 amino acids. The transcript has a single exon.